Messenger RNA from Cuscuta campestris, 951 nucleotides. The record is from the annotation of a GenBank genome assembly. Lineage: Eukaryota; Viridiplantae; Streptophyta; Magnoliopsida; Solanales; Convolvulaceae.
AGUGAGGAACUUUUCUUGUUCAUUUGAUAGAAGUUACUUCAUUGAAACAAUGGCUUUGCCUUUUUCCUCCAGCAAACAGAAAAAUCUAAUGGCUACGUUAAUCGGCUUGUUGUGACUUGUCUAAGAAGUGGACUUAAUCGAUCAUUUCGAGUUCUACAGAAGCCAGAACGAACACCGAUAAGAGCUCUAAGAGCCUCCUCUUCUGGAAGGUGUGUGUGUAUGCAUUAUUUGUGGUGCACAUAAUCUAUUUUAUGGGGAGACUACAUGCUUUCUUUGACAUCUACUGGAUAAUCUAGAAGUAGUUUUGGCGUGCCUAUAAGGAAUCACAUUGUGAUUUGGGAGUAUACUAGGUUGUCUGUAUCCAUCGCGGAACUAGAUACUUGAUCCUUGACAGACGGGAAGGAUGGUUACUCCAAUGUGAAUGCUAAUCUACUGAGGGUUUAUCCUUAUCUAUAAUCACUGCGCUAUAUUUAAAUUGAAUGUUUCCAUUGGGCUUGAUUGUUCAGAAGUUUGGGCAAUGGCAAAGACUCUUGUUAUGCUUAGAUCAAUAGCUCUGCCAUUCACGGUAGUGGAGUGGAGUUUUCAAACAGUCCCCCGUCCGUCAUCUAAAGAUCGUACAACAGCAUCUGUGGAGACAUCUUCGCCAAAGGCAUCUCCUUUGGACUCUAAAUCUGGCACUGAUGGACCACAAAAUGAAUUUUCAGAAUGUUUUUCAUUCGCAUUGGCAAAUGGAGCACUUGGAGUUUUUGAGGUUCAGGGGAAGAAGGAUCCGAGACUUCAGGUGUUUAUAUUUUCUGACAUAUUCGACUACACUAACAUUCAACAAGUUGGUGAGAUGAAAGUCAUGAACCUGAUCAAGAUAAUACAUAGAAAUAAUAUAACUACAUAAGCAAGUUGUUGAUCAAUUGGACUUUAAGGAUGGAAUUGCUGCAAUUAAUGCGAUUAUAUCAU